Pseudopipra pipra is the source of this 5154-nucleotide messenger RNA. RefSeq names its product pleckstrin homology like domain family A member 3 (gene PHLDA3). The transcript has 2 exons. Gene Ontology annotation, molecular function: phosphatidylinositol phosphate binding. Gene Ontology annotation, cellular component: plasma membrane. NCBI's taxonomy places the organism in Eukaryota, Metazoa, Chordata, Aves, Passeriformes, Pipridae. Gene Ontology annotation, biological process: positive regulation of apoptotic process; intrinsic apoptotic signaling pathway in response to DNA damage by p53 class mediator; negative regulation of phosphatidylinositol 3-kinase/protein kinase B signal transduction. The record is from RefSeq and is a predicted model, not a curated record. Bases 4141 to 4614 code for a protein of 157 amino acids.
UCAGUGCUGAGUUCUGCAGGGCAGCUUAGCUGGGCUCUCCCCCUGCUCCCACUAUGGAUCAUCAUAGAAUGGUUUGGAUUGGAGGAGACAUUAAAGCCUAUCUCGUUCCAACCCCUGCCACGGGCAGGGACACCUUUCACUAGACCAGGUUUCUCCAAGCCCUGUCCAGCCUGACCUUCAACACUUCCAGGGAUGGGGAUAACUAUUCCAAAAGCAGUGGUUGAUGCUGGGAGGCCCAGGACAGCCCUUCUGGGGUGUGUCAGUAGCACAACAUGUGUGCUCACCCUAUCAAAACCCUUAUCAGUGCUUUUAGGUGGCACCUCUCCAAAUAGGCGUACCCAGCAGUGCCAAAUAAUUAACAGCUUUUCACCUACUCCCUGGAUUUUUAGCAGCUUGAGGAUCAUUAAGCCUCCAGUUUGGCAGCUGCCCAGGUUUAAUUAGUUUUCAUCUAAACUCUUUACUCCCUUUCUGUGAUUCUCUUGUUGGACCGGUGUGACAUACCCACAGCUCAGCUUCAGUGCAGCUCAGAAUCAGGAACUCCACAGGGAAUUUACUUCUGGGGUUUUUUAAAGUUAUAGACAUUGUGGUUGAGCAAAUGAGAUGGGUAGUGUUCUGAGAAGCACAACAGAGGUAGAAAUCCUUUGGUGGGGCAGGACCUGGGCUCCUUUAUCAACUCAAGCACUUUCUGCUGUUCAUUGCACCCUCAUGGUUUUGAACACCCAUGGUGGUUUUGAAGCUGAGAUGGGGAGUAAGCUCUUUAACACCUCCAAAAAUUCCCCCCCCUCCAGGUUUGCCAGCCUGGGACCCAGAAUCUAGCAUGUCCCUUUGCUCUGGGGUGUGUGGUUGGGUUUGAUGGUGGCAUUUGACAUGUGGAGCAGCAGCCCAGGUGCAAGGAUGUGGUGGGGUCGGGAGCUGCAGCACAGAGGGCUCAUGUACUACCCUCAGUGUGGAGGCAGAAACCUGGUUCCUUCACUUGGCAGAGGCCCUGCUUCCCCAUGGAGGCACGAGGGGGGUCAGGAAGCUGCUGCCUUCUCCAGGAGCAUAUGGAGGAUGUUGAGCUGCUGCAGCAUGUCAGCUGGAUGUGCCACAGACUGGAUCAUGCUCAAGCAAUGCUAGUUAGUCAAUAAAACCACAACAAGUCAGUCUUUAGUCCCUUCUGCCCAUAGCUGUAGAGGUUCUGUCAGAGAGGGGAGGAGUGGGAGCCCCUCUGCUCUGGAGACAGGCUGGGAGAGAUGAGAUGUGUGUUUUGGACAUCCCCUGCCCUGCAGCGGGACAGCUCUGACCAUCUGCUGGUCACUGAGCACAGCAGGGCCCCGGCCCCAGGGGCGUCCAGCUCCCUUUAGAGGCAGCAGACCCUGGCUGUGUCCAACAGUUUGCACCCCUUGGGGGCCUGCCAGCCUUGGAAAGGGGCUGUGGGACCCAAACCUGCCCCUGAAGAGAUGAACCAGAGGGUCAGCUCGUGGCCAAGGACCCUGGAGCCUGGUGGUGAUGACACCACUUAAAGGGUCAGACUGGAGCCUCUGAGCCCCGUGGCCAGUGGCCCUUGUGGCAGGGGAUGUCACCUCAGGGCAGGACUGAGCCCUGUUACCUGCCCUGAGGGCUCUGUGUGGAUGGGAUGAGCGUGGGGACCGUGGGUGGCCCACGGAGCAGCCUGGCACAGCGAGUCCUGUUGGCUUUGCUGGAGAGCAGGAGCUGCAAGGUCAUCCCCCAGGCAGCCCAGCAGGAUGGGCCUCCUGCUCUAUGGAUCUGGGAACAGACAGACAGGGAGAGGAGAGCGGGAAGGACCUUGUCAAAGCUCCUUCACACCCACAGCUGUGGGCCCAUCACCUUCCCUUGGUGGCUGGAGCCCAGAAAGGCAGAGAGCACAGUAAGCAGCAGAGCUGGCGUCUUGGGCAGAGGGUUUAGCAGCCCUUGGCUCUCCCUUGUGCUGUGAGGAUGGAGCUUGAGCUGGAUGCUGAGACAAAACUGCCCACAGCCAUCCCAGCUUACCAGAGCAGCACUGGGAGCAACCAUCCCAAAACUACUCACCCCCAAGCUUCCAGGGCUCAGCAUCCCCAGAGCUGAGCUUUACCUGUGCGUGGGAAAACAGCCUGUGGAAAGGAACCCACACAUCUGCUCCUCCUGGAGGUGCUGGGGUGCUCAGGUGACCUUCGGGGAGGCACUGGCCCCCCGACUGUGGGGGUGGUGAGGGCCGCAGGGGAGCCGGGGCCACCUGACGUCAGGAGCCCGGGUCUCCUGGGACACCGGGAUCUCUGCCAGCGUGGUGAGGUUGGCCCCAGGGAGCACGAACCAGUUCCUGGCUCCGACAGCCGCCCUGCCCUCUUAAUGAGGGAUAAUGAGGUGCAUCUCAUCACCGCUGCAGACUUGCCCCCUGGCCACGCCAGCUGCAAGCGAAGCCCCCGGGAAGGACCGGGAAGGAAGGAUGGAGGGACUGGGGGAAGAGGGGCUCCAGCCGGGGGCUCCGCGGGGCUGUGAUCUGCAGGGGCACGGGCAGGGGGAUCCAGGAGGGGAGCGCUGGGGCAGUGGCUGUGUGCCAAGGAGCCAUGGGCUGAUCGGUGCCUCCAGCCCCAAUCGAUGGCCCUGGCACAUCUCUGGAGGAACCUUUUCCGAUUCCAGACCUCACCUGGGUGAAGGAACCACACCCUCAACAUCUGUGGGGGCACAUCCAGUAGCCCAACAGGCUGUGACCGUCACCCUGUCCGGCAGCCCACGGCCAGCACAAGUGCCCAGAUGUCCCCCUGGCAGCCCAGCAUGGCACCAUGAACCCCUCGGUGCCAGGUGCUGGCACGGGAACAGACAGAGCUGCAGUGGCCGGGAACGAGACGGGCUGGAAAGGAGACUGGUGUUUUGCUGCAGGGGAGGGAGGGCUCAGGCGGGACUGGGCUGUGCUGUGCUGUCCCAGCCCCGCUCCGACAGCUUAUCCCCCUGCACAGGUCACACGAGGCUGGGGGAUGCUGGUCCUUGCUGUGGGACAGCCUGGGGACUUCAAAUCCCUGACUCAGCAGAUUUGGGGCAUGGGAGCUCUGUGUGCUGAGGGGUGGCCCAGCAUCCCUGGAUGCGUGGCUGGGUGGGUGGUGGGUGUCAAGGGUUGUUCCCAUUGCUACUGUCUGCUCUCUGCUUUUGACUCCCCUCUUGGACUGCACCCAGUGGUCCCCAGAGCCCCUGCCUGGCUGGUGCUGCACCCACAGGCCUCUGUUGCAGCUGGCACAACACCACAUAACCCCCUGCCCUGGCUGUCAAUGCAGCUCAUAACCCCAUGCUCUGGCUGGCACUGAACCCCAUAGCCCCCUGCCCCUGCUGGCACUGCACCCCGUAACCCCUUGCCCUGGCACUGCACCCCCUUGUGCCUUCCUCGCUGGCACUGCCCUGCACAGCCCCCCAACCCUGUUGGCACUGCACUCUGUAACCCCUUCCUAGCUGGCAUUUUAUGCAGGGUCCCCUGUCCAGCUGGUACUGCACCCCACAGCUAGCUGACUGUGCCCACUAGCACUGCACCCUAUAGCCCUGUGCCGGUGGGGCUGCACCCCGCAACAGCUGGUGCUGUACCCCCAACAGCUGGUGCUGUACCCCCAACAGCUGGUACUGCACCCCAACAUCUGGCCCUGCACUCCAUGCCUGGGCUGCCGUGCACAAGUCCCUGAGCCCUGCCCUGGCACUGCUGCCGUGCAGAGCCAUCCCACACCCUGCCUGUUCACACAAGGACCAUGGGGCAGCACCUGCCUGCAGGCACCCCAAAAGCACCUCCUGGGUGAAGUGGGGCCUGGCCGGGCUUCGCCUGGGCGUGAAGGGAGCCUGAGCGCAGGAGGGGCCAGGCGAGGCGGGAGGAAUGCGAGUGGGAGAGCGGCCGGGCAUGUAGCGACAGCUCCUGGGGCACGCGGCGCCGGGAUCCCACACGCUGCACGGGGCAGGGAGCAGAGCCCCAGCAACAGGGCUGGGGUCGGCAUGGGGCACCCCACUGCUCACCCUUUCUGAGAGGUGGGAGCGCAGGGCGGGGAGAGCCCCGAGGGCAGCACGGCCACCGUGGGGGUCCCGGCCCCGGGAAGCUCAGCUCUGAGGUGAAGGGGCUGGAAAUCCCCCAGCGGGUGAUGCCUGGCUGAGCCCACACGAGGUGCUGAGGAUCCUGGGGGCCGAGGGGCCGCUAUGACCCCCGAGAAGGUGCUGAGGGAGGGGGUGCUGGAGAAGCGGAGCGGGGGGCUGCUACAGCUCUGGAAGAAGAAGCGGUGCCUGCUGACAGAGAAGGGGCUGCAGCUCUUCGAGCCCAAGGGCUCGCGGCGCAAGGAGCUGAGCUUCGCCCGCAUGAAGGCGGUGGAGUGCGUGGAGUGGAAGGAGCGGCACAUCUACUUCACGGUGGUGAUGGACGACAGCCACGAGAUUGACUUCCGCUGCGCCCAGGAGGACCCGGGCUGGAACGCCGAGAUCACCAUGGGCCUCGUCCGCUUCAAGAACCAGCAGGCGAUCCAGGUCGUCCGCGCCCGGCACAGCUGCCGAGCAGUGGUGCAGUUCGACACAGCCCCAGUGGGACAGCCCAUGGACAUGCAGCAUCCAAGGAGUCGGAUGGAGAUGGCUCUCGGCUCGGCAGGAGGUGGGGAGAAUGGGAUCCCAGCGGGCAAGUGAGGCCACCACUGUGCAGCCCAAGGACAAGGACGGUGGCCCCAGAGAGGCCAGUGCGGGCACUGGCUCCCCCUGCCCUGGGGCAGGACAGAGGCACUGCAGGGGCUGGCCUGGCACGGCAGCAGGGGCCAAGCCACAUCCCCUUGGCACGAAGGGGCAAAGGACACAGCCAUGGCUACCAUCUGGGGCUCUGGACAUGGCAGGAGGUGACAUCCUUGUCCAGGGGCCCACCACCCUUCAGCUGACAUGUGCAGGACCUUGGUGCACUGGUGGGGACACCUGGGCCUCUCCUGCGGGACAGGGGAUGGAUGAGGCUGUGCCCGAAGGAAGCAGUGGAACAGGGAGCUCUGCCUGUGUGACAGUGACACUGGGACAGAUGGAUGUGGCUGGGGACACGGAUCCCCCUGAGCCCCCAUGUUGAGAAGGGGCUGGACUUUGUCCUACCCUGGGAUGUCCUUGAGAUGAUGGGGAAUGCUGGGAGGGCACUGGGGACCCCCACUCCUUGUACCAAAAGUGUCCCCAAACAGGACCUUCUGCUUCUUA